UCGGGGCAAAAACUUUUAAACUGAAACAAAAAGAAAAAAAAGAAAGGGAGAAACCACGUGUGAACUUACGUGUGAGAAAGUGAAAAGUCUUGUGAAUCACGAAAAGCACUUUCCUUAACUAAUCCUAUACUUAAUAAACACAGGAAGCCUCCGAAACGUCAACUAUCAAAACUUUUUUCCAAUUUUGCCCAAAGAAAAAAAAAACAAUCAAUCUGACUCAGAAGGAGGCACAAAGUUACCAGUUACUACACACCAAAAAAUCUUCCAUAUAAAUACACAAUCCACCUCCCUCCGUUUCAAUCCCAGAGUAUUUCAAUCUCUUUUAAUUACUACAACCUAGCUGGAUUUCUUUCUCCCCUUUACUUCUUUAAUGACUGAUUCGAGUAGGGUCGCAAUUAUGGCUGAAACCGAAACCCAGGAUGAGCUUUCUAUGUGCCCUACUUUCAACAGCUAUUCUUCUGAUAGGCUGGCUGAUAUCGCCGCCCGGGUCACCGGCGAAUUCGACAACUUGAGCGUGCUUCGUGAAGAAAAGGAUGAUGAUGAUUGUGGUGAUGAUGAAUUUGAGUUCUCUCUUUUGAGGGAUGGUUCUGAAAUUUUCUAUGACGGCCAAUUCGGCCCGGUUUUCCCGGUUUUCAAUCGCGAUCUUGCCGAUGGAUUUGGGGAUGGUCGAUUGGGUACAGAGUGCGGCGAUGGUGCGGUGGUUGAGACCGAAAUUGGGGUUCCCUUGAGGAAAUUGUUUGUUCAAGAAAGGAGGGAAGAAGAAGAACAGGGGAACAACCCUCCGUCGUCUUCUUCAUCGGAGGCCGACGAGAUGGAGGGCGUGCCUACCGGAACUUAUUGCGUGUGGAGGCCGAAGAAAUUCGAACCCUCUCCGGCGAGUCUCGGGAAGAAGAGCAAUUCCGCUGGAUCCGGAUCCGGGUCUAAGCGGUGGAAGUUUCUGAAUUUAUUGCGGCGGAGCAACAGCGAAGGGAAGGACACUUAUGUCUUUUUCACACCCAAAAACAGAGAAGUAAAGUCCGGCUCCGGCCGGGACGAAUCGCAUCGCUCCGGCGAAAUUGUGAAGUCUGGCCAGAAGCAAAAGCCCAGAACCUCGACGGAGUUGCCGUGGAACUCGCCUUCUAAUCAUUCUCAGUCGCCGUUGCGAUCGCCAGCUCACGAAGCGUUUUACUUGCAUAACAGAGCGAUUAAACAAGGCGAAAAGAAGAAAUCGUAUCUGCCGUACAAGAAAGAUCUGGUGGGAUUUUUCGCAAAUGUGAACGGUUUAAGCCGGACCCUUUCCCCUUUCUAGAAGCUUCUUCGAGAGUCCACUCCCCCCUAAAUCGUCCCCAUUCCGGCGAAUUUCCGGCUCUCUAGCUAAAUUAUCAGUUCACGCCCAUUUUUGUUUGUUUCUUUGUUACUUUUUUGUACUUUUGUUAGAUAAGUACAUUAGAGUUUCGUAUAGGCAAGUUAUCCCGGCCCACUCUGAUUGGAAUGGAAGGUCUUCUUCCAGCCAAAAAAAAAAUAGAGGGAAAAGGAAAAUCUUGAAGUUAACUUGUACAUACUUAGUUGAGUUAAUUCCGACGAAUGAAUGAAUGGUCUCUCUGUUUCAUUGUCUAAAACUCUUUUAAAAUGUAUCUUGCAACCAACCCGUAAAUAAGAGUGGUUUCGUCCUGCGGUUCUUGCUGAUCCAGCUUCAAUUUGCGGCAGCUUCUUAUGUUUAAGAUUAGACUUACGAAUUUUGAUAACGCAAUUGUAAAAUGUUUUUGAUCUAAAGCAAGAGGACUUAAACAUAGGAAGUUGCGUUGCAGUAACAUGAGGCGGGAAAAAUGGACAAAAAUAUCAGUCGUUCAUGACCAUGUAUGUUGUUAAGAUGGAGG
Messenger RNA from Oldenlandia corymbosa var. corymbosa, 1856 nucleotides. The record is from the annotation of a GenBank genome assembly. NCBI's taxonomy places the organism in Eukaryota, Viridiplantae, Streptophyta, Magnoliopsida, Gentianales, Rubiaceae.